UCAAACUGUAUGAAGAAAUCAACAUUCCCUCGCUUAGAGAGGGCAAUACAACAACUCUGUUUUUUUUUCAAAAUAUUUGUUGAAGUCAGGCAAACGACGUCUUCAGCGAGUUGUGAUUCAUUUGUUAUGCGAAUCACAAACGAAACAGACAACAGAAAACCCGUUUUUAACUUGGCUCUCGCGCUGUCUCUACAAUGUAAUACCAAUUUGAAGAGACCCUCUUCCAUCUGAGCUGUGAAACAGUCGCGAAUCAGCCGAAGACGGAGACACUUUGACAAAAUGCACAGACAGCAGCUGCAGCAGCUAAGGAUUUCGUAAGAUCACAAGAUCUCGGCACUGAUUCAUCGGAAUGUAUCGGAAUGUGCUGUGUCUGGUGCUGGGCCUAAUCGUGGGCAUGCAGUUGACCGAGUUCUGGGGCUAUAUGACGUACACAACAGAGGAAUAUGAGAGCACAGCCAUUGCAGUGGACACUGCCGUGCCCACCUUGCCACUGAAGGUAUCGCUGGCGGAUUGGCUUUAUCAAGAGACACGUGUGCUGUGCCUGGUCUUGACCAUGCCAAAGGAUCAUCAAACAAAGGCAGCCAAGGUGAAGUCGACGUGGGGAGCCCGUUGCAAUAAGCUCAUCUUUAUGUCCAGCCAAGACGACGCUAAACUGGGCGCUGUCAAUCUCAAUGUGACCGAGAAUCGCAGCAACUUGUAUGCCAAAGUGCGAGCGGGUUUGGCCUAUGCCUAUGAGCAUUAUGUGGAGGAUUACGACUGGUUUCUCAAGGCGGAUGACGACACUUACGUAAUCAUGGAGAAUCUGCGGCACUUUCUAUAUCCCUACGAUCCCGAGGCAGCUGUCUACUUUGGCUAUCGCUUUCGCACAACUUAUCCACAUGGUUACAUGUCUGGUGGUGCUGGUUAUGUGCUCAGUCGUGAUGCACUGCGUCGCCUCAAUCUCUUUGCUCUGAAUAACACCAAGUUUUGUCCGCCAAGCAGCCGCCCAGAAGACAGACAAAUUGGCUACUGUUUGUUGAAUGUGGGCGUGGUCGCUGGAAAUACCAGGGAUGACACGGGUCACGAACGUUUCUUGCCCCUUAACCCUCGACAUCUGAUGCCUCAAUUACAGCCUGGCACUUGGCUCGACAAGACCUUUUACUUUAAGAUGAAUUAUAGCGACUGCUGUUCCGACACGAGCAUUAGCUUUCAUUAUAGCAAGAGCUAUGACUUUGAUAUGUAUGAAUAUUUCCUAUACAAGCUGCGAGUCUUGGGCCUACCAGAAACAUCGUAUACCUUACCCAAGCGACUGGACUAUAAACAGAUGGAGGAGAAGUUGCAAUAUUGGAAUGAACAAGUCUCGGAUAAUAAUGCAGAAUUAUGAUGAGAAGAGAAUGAUAUUCGAAUUUUUGAAUAGGAUAAUAUAACAAACAGUUCGAUAACAAAUUACGAUAUAUAAAUGAAAAAUUCUGAGAUUGUAAUCAAAAAUCUGUAUAAAAAGAGGUAAUUAAGCAAAUCUCAGAUAAUAAUGAAUAAUUGUGAUGAAAACAUGUCAAAUAUGUAAAUUGUAAUGAGAUAAACUCAGAUAAUGAUGAGCUACUAUAGAGGAAAGAGACUCGCAUAUUUGAGUAACUAAUUUUAAAAAUAACUCUAAGAUAUUAUAGCUGUGCCAGAACUGUAUAACGAAAAGAAUAACUUCAUAGAGACCUUGAUAAAUUGUAUAGGCGUAUUGAUAUACUUAAAGUAAUUGCCCGACUUUGUGUAAAUAAAUAAAGAGACUCAUAGCUGAAACUAA
Drosophila innubila is the source of this 1774-nucleotide messenger RNA. RefSeq names its product glycoprotein-N-acetylgalactosamine 3-beta-galactosyltransferase 1-like. Gene Ontology annotation, cellular component: membrane. The coding region runs from base 350 to 1363 and encodes 337 amino acids. The transcript is spliced from 3 exons. Lineage: Eukaryota; Metazoa; Arthropoda; Insecta; Diptera; Drosophilidae. Gene Ontology annotation, molecular function: N-acetylgalactosaminide beta-1,3-galactosyltransferase activity. The record is from RefSeq and is a predicted model, not a curated record.